UAACUCAGAAAAGACAAAAGAAAAUGAAUUAUGACAAUGGCAAAAAUGACUGUUGAAUUCCUAUAUAUAUACUUUAAUAAGCUUUAACAUAUUCAACACACCACUAGUUUCCAGUAUCCAUCAUCUUCAUCUUGUUUAGGUUCCAACUUCCAAGUAUGAAGAAAGCAGAGUUGGUUUUUGUUCCUGCUCCAGGCAUAGGUCACCUUGUCCCCACAUGCCAGUUUGCGGUGAACUUGCUCAAUCUUGAUGAACAGCUAUGCAUAACCAUGAUCAUCAUUAGGCCUCAGGCGCCAUUUGAUGUUGGCAUAGAUGCAUACAUUCAAAGAUUCUCCUCAAAUACUGCUGUUGAUCAUCGGAUCAGAUUCAUCAAACUUCCUCAAGUUGAACUACCACCCUUAGAAGAGUUUACAAAGUCUAUGGAGAAUUUCUUCUCUCUUCUCAUAUCAAGCUAUAAACCCCUCGUCAAAGAUGCUAUUAUCAACAACAAACAUUCCAACACGACAAUAGUUGGGUUAGUAAUCGAUAUGUUUUGCAGUUCAAUGAUUGAUGUAGCAAAUGAACUUGGGAUUCCUCCCUAUAUUUUCUUCACUUCUGGUUCAGGUUUUCUUGGUUUUGUGCUUUACCUCUCUGUUUGGCAUAGCCAACAUGGGAGGGAAUUUAGCCUCACAGAUCCUGAUUUAGAUAUGCCAUCCUAUGCCAACUUAGUACCCUCAAAUGUCUUACCAACUUUUGCUUUCAAUAAGGAAGGUUACGCAGCAUUCAUGAACCAUGGUGCCAGGUUCAAAGAAACCAAAGGAAUUCUCAUCAAUACAUUUGCUGAACUUGAAUCCCAUGCUGUGAAUUCAUUAGCAUCUGACCCUGAACUACCUCCAGUAUAUACAAUAGGACCGCAUCUUGACCUUGCAGGUCAAAAGAGUAGGGAGGACAAUAAGGAAGAAGUUAUGAAAUGGCUAGAAGAUCAGCCACCAUCAUCUGUGCUAUUUCUGUGCUUUGGUAGCAUGGGAACUUUAGAGGUCCCACAGCUACAAGAGUUGGCAAAUGCCCUUGAACAAAGCGGGGUGAGGUUCUUGUGGUCAAUAAAAAUGCCCCUUGGUUCUGAAUAUGGUAAGUUUGAUGAGCUACUGCCAGAAGGAUUCUUGAGUAGGACUAAAGACAGAGGAAUGGUAUGUGGUUGGGCGCCCCAAGUGCAUGUUUUGACUCACAAAGCCACUGCUGGUUUUGUAUCUCAUUGUGGAUGGAACUCGACACUGGAGACUUUAUGGCAUGGAGUUCCUAUGGUAACAUGGCCUCUACAUGGAGAGCAGCAGAUUAACGCGUUUCAGAUGGUGAAGGAUCUUGAGCUGGCAGUGGAGCUGAGAAUGGAUUACAGGAUGGGGAAGAUCAGUGAUGGAGGAAUAGUGAGAGCAGAGGAGAUUGAGAAUGCUAUAAGAUGCAUAAUGGAUAGUGAAAAUCCAGUGAGGAAAAGAGUGAAAGAAAUGAGGGACAAAAGCAGGGAGGUCUUGAUGGAAGGUGGUUCUUCCUUUGUUUCUUUAAGACAUUUCCUCAAGACCAUUCUUGAUGGCUAGCAAUGAAAAUUGAUGUUGUUUGAACUAGUCUCUUACCUAGUCUAUGUUUAGGGACAAAACAACCAAGUUGCAAACAUCCUGACCAGCGCAGAUGUACCAUUAUCCGAGAUCUCUCGUACUACAAUUCCCUGCUUUACAUAUGAAUGUUUUUGUCAAAGAUUACUUAGGAAUCAUGUAUCUUAGGGAAUUUUAUGCAUUUACUAAACCUUAAUAUGUUUAAGUUAUCCUUUAGGGAGAAACACCGGUGGUUUGGUGCACCUGGUACGAGUAUGUAUCAUAACAGGUCUUAACAGACCCCUCCCCUCUUGUCUCUGCACAAUGUUGAGUUUUCAUUUA
Messenger RNA from Nicotiana tabacum (common tobacco), 1901 nucleotides. RefSeq names its product putative UDP-glucose flavonoid 3-O-glucosyltransferase 3. Lineage: Eukaryota; Viridiplantae; Streptophyta; Magnoliopsida; Solanales; Solanaceae. The record is from RefSeq and is a predicted model, not a curated record. Gene Ontology annotation, molecular function: UDP-glucosyltransferase activity.